Molecule: messenger RNA, 2634 nt
Organism: Morone saxatilis (striped sea-bass)
Lineage: Eukaryota; Metazoa; Chordata; Actinopteri; Moronidae
Product: neuronal acetylcholine receptor subunit alpha-7-like
Exons: 10
Coding region: 105-1634 (509 amino acids)
Biological process (GO): monoatomic ion transmembrane transport; chemical synaptic transmission; regulation of membrane potential
Cellular component (GO): postsynaptic membrane; neuron projection; synapse
Molecular function (GO): transmembrane signaling receptor activity; acetylcholine-gated monoatomic cation-selective channel activity
Source: RefSeq, a predicted model, not a curated record
ACAUACACAUUCACACACACACACACACACUCACUAUCAUCAUUUCCAGCUGCUGCUUCAGAGAAGAACUGAGGAAUCUCUCUGCUCACACUCUUCGGUUCAACAUGGACCUGCGGAAAUUUCUGCUUUUUCUUGCAGUCGCCGCCUUCAAAGUGAAAGUUUCUCUUCAAGGGCCAAACCAGCGCAGACUGUACAAAGACCUGAUGACUGACUACAACCCAUUGGAGAGACCAGUCGUCAAUGACUCUCAGACUCUCACUGUUCACUUCGGCCUCACCCUCAAUCAGAUCAUGGAUGUGGAUGAGAAGAAUCAAGUUUUAACAACCAACAUUUGGCUCCAACUGUACUGGGAUGAUAAUUACCUCAGCUGGAAUCAAUCAGAAUAUCCAGGUGUGACCAAAGUGAGAUUUCCUGAGCAUCUGAUUUGGAAGCCAGAUAUUCUGCUGUAUAACAGUGCUGAUGAAAGAUUUGAUGCUACUUUCCGCACCAACAUUGUGGUCAAUUCUUCAGGGUCCUGCUCCUACAUACCUCCAGGCAUCUUCAAGAGCACCUGCUACAUCGAUGUGCGCUGGUUCCCGUUUGAUGUCCAGAGAUGUGACCUGAAGUUUGGCUCCUGGACGUAUGGGGGCUGGUCUCUGGACUUAAAGAUGAUAGAGGCAGACAUCACCGGCUACAUCGCCAACGGAGAGUGGGAUCUUGUCGAGGUUCCAGGACAGGUGAACCAGCGUUCCUACGAGUGCUGUGAGGAGCCGUACCCUGACAUCACCUACACCGUGGUGAUGCGGAGACGGACCCUCUACUACGGCCUCAACCUGCUCAUCCCGUGUGUCCUCAUCUCCACUCUGGCCCUGCUCGUCUUCCUUCUGCCCGCCGACUCUGGGGAGAAGAUCUCACUGGGCAUUACCGUCCUGCUCUCCCUGACUGUCUUUAUGCUGCUGGUUGCAGAGAUUAUGCCCGCCACAUCAGACUCGGUGCCUUUAAUAGCUCAGUACUUUGCCACUACCAUGGUCAUUGUUGGUCUCUCAGUAAUUGCUACAGUUCUAGUCUUACAAUAUCACCACCAUGACCCUGAUGGAAGCAAGAUGCCGAAGUGGACCCGUGUGUUCCUGCUGAACUGGUGUGCCUGGUUCCUGCGCAUGAAGCGCCCAGGUGAGGACCGAGUGCGUUCAGCUUGUCAAAACAAGGCUCCACGGACCAGCCUGACCAGCAUGGAGCUCAGUGGUAGCGCCUCAGCCCCCCAAUCCACAAACGGAAACAUGCUUUAUGUUGGCAUCCAUGGUCUGGAGAGCAUUCACUCCACAGCUGCCACCUCGCCUGACUCCGGGGUCCUCUGUGGACGACUGGUCGCACGAGCAGGUGAGGAAGAGAUGCUCCUCCCCACGGGUCACAGCUCCUCAGUGGGCAACGUGGAACCAGACCUGACCAAGAUCCUGGAGGAGCUGCGCUACAUUGCCAGACGCUUCCGCAACCAAGACGAGGACGAGUCUGUGUGCAAUGAGUGGAAAUUUGCUGCAUCUGUUAUCGACAGGCUCUGUCUCAUGGCUUUCUCCGUCUUCACUAUCCUCUGCACCAUUGGGAUCCUCAUGUCAGCACCCAACUUUGUAGAGGCCAUUUCCAAAGACUUUUUUACUUAAGACUUUAUCAUGAAAUAAAUGUUUCAGCUAAAUUUGGUAAGUCAUGGUGUGGCAAUUUGUAUACAGUUAAGUCUCCUAGUAUGAGACUUGUAUAUCAACAAAUAUUAAUAAUACUUAAAUUUAGGCAAAAUGUAGGCUAUGUGACGCAUAAAUAGUUUAGUUUAUGUGUUACAUGAUGGUGGUAAAAAAUACCAGCUUUUGCUUUUUAUAUGAGAUAAACUAAUGACAUACUAAAGGAAAACAUCUAAAUGUAUCCCUUGUACUGUUUUAAAAUUACUAAUACUACAAUGCAGGGCUGCCCAAAGUGGGGCAGGGAUACAUAACUUUUACGCUGUUUUGUUUUUUGUAUUUAAAUAUGUAAGAUCACAAAUUAUUUUGCAUAAUCUUGAGCAUGGUGAGCAGAGUGACACUGCAGUGUUUGCUUUUGGCUCACAGCCCACCGUUAAGUUUCUGUUUUGGCCCUCCAAAGAAAAAAACAGAAAAGAGCACUCCUGCUGCAAAGCAUUGUAACUGUGGUUUGUUAUGUGAUGUUACCUGUGUAUUAUUGUAUUGUAUAUAUUAGAUAAUCCUCACUAAACUCUAUUGUUCCAUUUACAAAACAUUAUGGCUGCAGUGACUUGUAUUGAAAUGUCUUUGUUAUAUCGGAUUGAAUGUUAAAUUGUAAAUCUCCCUUCUAUAACUACAAAUUCUUGUUUAUUAUUGUCAUAAGCAUAACCAAACACCUAAAUUUAACAAUGUUCAUACUUGGUCUUACUUAUUGUUUCUUAAUUAUUUUUAUUAUAACAUUUUGUGAUAAUUCAAAAGAUUGCUAUGACGUCAAAAUAGUCUCUUCAUUUGACUGUAUGAUGUUUUUGUUCUUGUCCAUGUUACCGUUGUUUUGCUGGUAAUUCAUAUAAUUUGUCCAAUUCCAGUUAGGUAGGUCUAGUUUGGCAUUUGGCAACAGGAUAGUUGUACUAUGACCUUCCACAAAUAAAUGUAUUUUUUCUAUUUGAAAAUGGGA